Molecule: messenger RNA, 2537 nt
Organism: Pangasianodon hypophthalmus (striped catfish)
Lineage: Eukaryota; Metazoa; Chordata; Actinopteri; Siluriformes; Pangasiidae
Gene: cfdp1
Product: craniofacial development protein 1
Exons: 7
Coding region: 219-1151 (310 amino acids)
Source: RefSeq, a predicted model, not a curated record
AUUCCUGCACUUCCUUCUAGUCGCCAUUCUUACUGUAGCUUGUGAAAGUUUUGGCGCCGGCUCUGUGGGGUCUGGAGGCUGUUCCACAAACCUUACACACCCCUUCUUGAGUGCACAUUUUCUCUCUAGCAAUACAGCAGGUGUUUUUUUUUUAAUUUAAUUUAUUGUUCUCUUUAGUUGUCUUAUUUUACUGCCAGGGUGAAUAACUGUAGAAGAAAAUGAUGAAUUAUUCGGACUACGACUCGGAGGAUUAUUCCUCAAAUGAAGAUGAAGACUAUGUUCCCUCUGAUGACAACCUGAGUGAAGAUGAUUUAAAUGAGUGUGAAAAGGAAGAUGGCCUGGAUGCAGAGGACCAAAGCGAAGCACCGAGAGAGCAGGUCAAAAAGAAGAAGAAGUCAAGUAAAGGCCUGUCUGCAAGGAAAAGGAAAAAAGGAGGUUUGAAGCUGGAAGGAGGUGAGGAGGGUGGCACAGACAAACAGAAAGAGGAAGAAGUAAAACUGCUCGAUGAAAAGACAGUAGAAGAAGAACCCACCAAGGGUAAAGAGGAACAGCAGCAGAGAAAGGCGGAUGAUCUUUGGGCUAGUUUUUUAAGUGAUGUCGGCCCGAGACCAAAAGCUGAGGCCCCAGGCUCGCAUCAGACCACAGCCGGUUCAGACAAAGUUAGUAAACCCAGUACAGAGUCUCCACACAAAGAACCGAAAGCCACAGGGGCCUCCAGAAUCACAAUAACAAAGGUGUAUGACUUUGCAGGAGAAGAAGUUCGGGUUACUAAAGAGGUGGACGCUGACUCACGGGAGGCUAAAAGCUUUCUCAAAAAGGAAGAGAACGAAGAGAAGGAAGAGGAGCAGCAGACCUCCAUGUCUAAAGCUUCAGCUUCAUCCUCCCUCACUGCUGGGCCCAGCGUGAAGAGACCAGCAGGGAUGGGCAGCGUCCUGAGCCGUAUUGGAGCAAAGAAGCCUAAAAUGAGCACUCUGGAGAAGUCCAAGCUGGACUGGGACUCGUUCAAAGCAGAGGAGGGCAUCACAGAAGAGCUAGCCAUUCAUAAUCGCGGCAAAGAGGGGUACGUGGAGAGGAAGAACUUCUUGGAGAGGGUGGACCAGCGGCAGUUUGAGCUGGAGAAGAAUGUUCGCCUUAGCAACAUGAAACCAUGACCGGAAUGGACAAAGUGCAUCCAGUAACAUGCAUACACAAAAACGUGGACUAUUCACUCUGUUUUCUGGGUUUCUGUGGCAGCCCUGUUAACAUCUGCCUCUGAGCUCAGAUUUAAGUCCAUCAUUCACUCAUGGCUGGUCUUAUCUUCUGUACACUGAAAUCAUUAAGGAAGAAACAAUAGUGGAAAAAAAUGCCAAGAUGAUUGUUUCUAGUGAGAAAGAAUCAGAUUUACAUUCAUGUAGUGUAGCAUGUGUAGUGGAUCAGCCAAAACAUUUUUGAUGUCCAAAUUUUGCUUACCAUUGUAGGAUAUUUAUACAGUAGAUCUAUCCUGCCUAAAACUUAAUAAAAUUAUAAACAGUUAAUCUACCCGCUGCCGUUUAUGCUUUUGGCAAAUUAAAGCUCGUUCCCAAGCUCUUAACCUGUCGUUUUUAUGGUUUCUUUUCCCCAGAAAUCUUCUUAUAUUAGAUGUCUGUAUAUUGGUUUUAUAUGUAUUAAAAUAUCUGUUUUCUGGAAUUGAUUCUUUAUAAAUAACAUUUCUUAGCUAAUAAGUGACCAUUUGAGGCAUGUUUGUCAUGAUUUCAGUAUACGAUUAUAAAUCAUGGUAAUCGUUUCCCUUAUAGCCCAAGUGCAAAACUAAUCAAAACAAAAUUUGGACAUCAAAAUUUUCUUGGCUGCAAUUCACCUAAUAGGUUAUCAUCAUGAAAAAAAAGGCAAAGGUCACAUAGCCAUCACUGGCACAAAAAGACCGAAGUAGUUCUCCAUCAAUGUCUCUGCAGAGCUUCAUGCUUUCGUUGGGGUAACACACACGAUUUGGCGCAGGCAACUACCUGAUGUGUGUGUCAGAAGAGAAAAGAUACUAAACUACUCAUGGCAGGGUGACUAGAUUUCAGAAACAUUGAGAUACAAGACUUGUUGAAGGAGGUCCUUAGCACAGAGUGGUUACCUAGGCUGUAAUUAUUAGUCUUUGUUAUUAGUCACUGUCUUAGACUCUGCGUUACAUGCUCUUGUUGUUCUUUAACUCAUCUGGUGUUUAAGCCCUUUUAUGAGGUGAGUCAAGUGUGUUACAGAAUGGAAAGCGUAAAAAUAUGCAGUGCAUUGAGUUCACAGGACAAAAGCAGGGAUCCCCUGCUGACUUUCAUUCUCCGACAUGAAUAAAAGACCAGCGUUAUCAGGCACAGCUCAAAAUGAAAAAGCUACGUGCAGUCCAAGACCUUCAGGGAUGUAUUCAGGAUAAAUAAAGGAGUGGUGGUGUUUGUUUCUAUAUGCAUGUUGUUUCUAUUUUGACAGUUUGCCUUGUUAAAGUUGAUUGGUAAUUACAUCUCUUGUGCUGUAAAUGUCUUUGACAAUAAAUCAAACCAUCUGGUUUGACGUUUCUCUUAAAUCAA